GUGUUGUAGCAGAAAGGUUGUUACGAAUUAGACGUUCAACCUUGUGCAUAGUUGAAAAAUAUUGUAUCAUGGUUCAAUCUUCUCCAAAUCAGGUGCCUGAAAACACGCUCAAUAAUACUGAUCAAUAUAGUGAAGCCAAAAAUAGGAAAGAUACCCAAUCACGUCCACAGAAAUCCUCAAAUCCUCGUCAAAACACGAAUAGCUCUACACCUCAAAACAUUGAUGACCUCCGUAAGCAAAUAAUAAAGUUAACUGAAAUCAUCGAGCAAAAAAAAGCAUUUCUUAAUAGCUUGGGAACAUCUCUUUCAAAUGCUUACAUUGAAUAUAGGAAGAGGUGUGAACCCAAGAUCCCGAAGGCUGUAAUAGAGGAGAUUAGUGCUCUCUCCAAGCGCAAUGCAAUUUUGAGGAACAAGUUGAAGGCGAAUGAGGAGAAGGAGAAGAAACUUACCUCAAAUUGGCGUGUCUUAAACAAACAAAAUGAACUAAAAGCAUUACAGCGGGAACUUGCUAAAGUUAAAGAGGAAGUAGAGACCCUCCAAAUGUUGAGGCAGCGACGAAAUGAAAAAAUGCGCGAGAUUGAUUCUGAAGUAUCUCAGGCACGUUCUAUGCGUGACAAGCAACGUGAGUUUGAGAAUGAAUCACGUGUACAAUGCAAAUCACUGGCAAAUGACCUUCGUCAGAUUACUAAAGAAGAUCUCAAGACUCACAACCGGUAUAUUCGCUUGCAAGAACAGUUAAAGACAGGCAUUACGGUAAACGAUCAUGAAUCCCUGAAGAAGAGUAUUGAAGGGCAGGAGGAGCAAAUCCAACACUUGCAAAUUGAGGAGCAGAAAUUAAAACGGAGUAAGGAAAUGGAUCGUGAUGGAAAACAUAAAAUUAUUUCUAAGGAACAGCAAGAAUGCAAGCUUCUAGAAUCCAAGAUAGCUGAACUCCAAAAACAGCUCCAAUAAAAAGAUUCGUAACGUCAGCGUAGUUACCAAUUCACACCUAAAUAGACCAAAUAGAUUUGUUUUUUUUUCCAGUCGGUUGCUAUAUUUGAAUUGAAUCUAUAACCAUGACUAUGUUUUUUUGGAUUAGGUCUGUGCAUUUGACUCUUUUUUACAAGUUCCUUUUCUUGAAUUUUUAUACUUCUGUUGAAUGCUUUUUUUUGUACAUACUGCUUAUUAUUUUUAUUGCCUCAUAUCUCUUCCUCUUUGAUUAUUUUAAUGUACAAAAUAUUCACAUAAAUUGCUUCAUUUCUUAAAUAUUGACACUCUUCAACUAAAAGACAAAAAAUGUCUGGAAAGUUGUAUCAUCUCAUACAGUAGUUCUA
Messenger RNA from Phytomonas sp. Hart1, 1312 nucleotides. Lineage: Eukaryota; Euglenozoa; Kinetoplastea; Trypanosomatida; Trypanosomatidae. The record is from the annotation of a GenBank genome assembly.